GCCUCUGGUUUUCUUUUCUCCAUCUGUUUUGUAGGGUUUUGGCGCGGCGGCGGCGCUGUAAAGAGCACUGAUCAGUUUCAAGCCUAGGGGGAUUCUCCAGAAAUUCUGGCAUAAAAAAACGUCGAAGAUAAGUUAUCAGCUUGCUUCGAAUUUCCGUUGAUUUUCGAGUUUUAGUUGGAUUUGUUCCCCAAUAUCCUCAAACUUCCAAUUCUCGACCAAACCCUAUAACUAUUUUCCAUGAUUCGUCGGAGAACAACCCCAAGAACUCAAAUUUCUGAGCCACUGAAAAAGAAAGCGAGACGAGAAGAAAAAGGAGGAGAAGAAGACAUGAUCACCAGAUUACCGGAGGAUAUUUGCUGCCAUAUUCUCACAUUCUUGCCAAUUACACAUGCCGGAAAAACCUAUGGACUUCUGCUUCCUUCACAAACCUAGAGCUUGAUGACCGGUUACUGCUUCUCCGCGAAAGCUCCAAAACCAUGUCCGACUACGCUUCCCUAUUCGCCACCUUCGUUAUCAACGUGCUCCGCCUCAUCAAUUUGCCAUGCUUACGAAAACUCGCAUUCUUUUGCUCCGACCAUAAGAAUUUGAAUUGUAUAAAUUCUUGGUUGCUUCGUGCAUGCACAUCCAAUACAGUUGAGGUCGAGAUCAGGAUUUCUUACACGGAAAACCCGAUUGAACUGCCUCAAAUUUUGUCUGUCAGCACUUCACUUCUCGUACUAAAACUAAAUGGGAACAUACGGCUGGAUUUUCCUCCGGAUUGCGUGUGUUUUCCGAGCCUCAAGGUUCUCUGGAUAAGGUUUUAUAGCGAAGAUGGUAUUAGUUUUACGGAGAAGCUUCUCCACAUCUGCCGUGUGCUUGAAGAUUUGUUCAUAGAGGGUGACAUACUGAACAAGAAAAGGGAAUUGGUUUUAAAGGUGAAAUCGAAUACCCUCAAGUGGUUGAAGAUUGAAUGUCUGGUGCAUAAUUUCAAUGCUGAUAUCGACUAUAGCUUUGCGGUUGAUUGCCCGAACCUCAAGAACCUUGAGCUCUGCGAUGACUUCUUGGCCAAGUAUAGAAUCACUGUGGGUUUGAAGGUUCUCGAUUAUGCGAAGAUUUGUGUAGGAGACCCUUCAGCAGAUUACGGUAAACUUGAGCUUUAUUUCGAGGUCAACCACUCAAAUCGUGCAUUCGAGCUUCUUGAAGCACUCUCAAACGUCAAGUCCUUAUCGUUGUCCGGAGGUACUACAGGGGCCGUCGGCUAUUCCUACGAGACUCGGGACAACGUAGAAGAAAUUGCACUGCAGAUCCGGUUGAGAAAUUUCGCGGUAAGGUUUCCUUUCCUUGCGUGUUUGGAACUCGUUUUCUGUACUUGUGAGAGCUGGAACUUAUUGGCGUUGCUUCUACAUAGCUCUCCUAAACUGCAGUACCUUAUCUUGAGAAUCGACUGGAGAUUAAAGAGAGACUUUGCCUUCAGAAGAUUGUUGUACAAAAUGCCAGAAGGAUCCACGCCGGAAUGCUUGGGGCUCUGCCUUCAAGAAAUUGAGAUUUUAGGGUUCGAAGGGGCGUUGUACGAGUUGACAGUGGUAGAGUUCCUUUUAGCUCAUGCCGAAGUUUUGCAAAAAAUGAGAAUCCAUGUCCAAGAAGUAACACCAGAUGCCGAGAUGAGGUUCAGAAAUCAAGUGUUGGAAUAUCCGAGAGCUUCAGAAGCAUGUCAGGUGGAGAUGAUCUCAACUACAAAAACGGAAAAUUGAAAGAUUAAAUUAUCUUUCAAAUUCAUGCUCAUCUGUCGACUCUGCAAUUUCCGAGUAUGUUUCCUCUCAUUUUAGCCUUACAUGUAGGGUGUAAAUCGGUCCGAAACAGCUCGAGCUUGCACCGAGUUUGGCU
Molecule: messenger RNA, 1863 nt
Organism: Pyrus x bretschneideri (Chinese white pear)
Lineage: Eukaryota; Viridiplantae; Streptophyta; Magnoliopsida; Rosales; Rosaceae
Product: F-box/LRR-repeat protein At1g55660-like
Exons: 2
Coding region: 477-1730 (417 amino acids)
Source: RefSeq, a predicted model, not a curated record